GGGCGCGGGGCCCCGCCUCCGGGGUUUCCCCGGCGGGAGGAGGCGUCCGCGCGGUCUCGCAGUACCGACCGCGCUGUCGGUUCGGACGGUGCGGUCGCGGCAGGAGGGCGCCCCCAGCUCGCGCAGCUCGCCGGCCUGGACUCGGCGCCCACGGGCCCGGGAGGAAGCGACUAGACGCCGCGCUCCGGUCCCGCCCGGCCCCCGACAUGAGGCGACGCUGGGGACUCCGGUUCCUCGCGCUCCUCCUCCUGCUGGAGCUGCUGCCGCGGCCAGGCGAUGGCAACGAGGGCAGCGUCGCCGGGAGCUGUUACUGCGGGCAGACAAUCUCCUCCGGCUCCCCUCCGGAGCGCCAGCUACUGGCCCAUCUCCGAAGGCACCUGAAAGGCUAUCAGCGCUGCAGCUCCUACGUCCGGUUCCAGCUACGGGUCCGCAGUGUGUGCGGGGGCAGCAAAGAUCAGUGGGUUCAAGAACUGGUGAACUGCUUUGAUCUCAGAGCAUGUGGACACGUGGACUCUGGGAGUGUGGCCCCCCGGCAGCAUUUGCCUCCCCCCAGCACCCAGGCUCCUGAGCCCGCAGAAACGGCGCCUUUGCACCCGGGCUCCCCUCCCCCGACGCACCUGCCGCCUGCCGUGCGGUCCACCCGGGCGCCCACUCUGCCAGCGGGAGCACUGUCCUCGGGUGAAGAGCUCACCCGCGCCAGUGAAACCGCUACAUCCGCUGUGGGCCACAGUCUCGGGGCCGGGUCUGAGGCUGGGGAGAAGCAGAAGCAGUUGGAAGACAAUGUGGGACCCACAUCGGGGACAUCAGCCACGGUGCCCGUGGUGUCCCUCCUGGCCAUCACCUUCUUUCUCAUCGCUGUUCUCUUGUAUGUCGUGUGCCAGAGGAAGUGGAAGUGCCAGCAGCAUUCUCCAGAUGUGCAGCUCCAUUACAGACGUGUGGCAUCAGACUCCGACUUUUGAGCUAAGAAUGGAAGCCUGUGGGGGCAGACAUUGUGACUUAUUCAGCCCCUUCUGAGUCGCAUUGAUACAUUAGAAUGAUCUCUGGCAAAGGAUGGACACUGUAGCGAUUUUCUGGUUAAUUGGCAGAUGACCAAGCACUGCCCCCUUGUGGGCCCUUCCUGGAUUUUUCCUACACAAUUAUGUAAAAUCAACCUUUUCAUAAGAUCAAUUCGAUAAAUUCUUCAUGUAUGUUUUUAAUUACUAAA
This is a messenger RNA of Hyaena hyaena (striped hyena), 1204 nucleotides long. RefSeq names its product C-X-C motif chemokine ligand 16 (gene CXCL16). Gene Ontology annotation, biological process: response to tumor necrosis factor; response to type II interferon; positive regulation of cell growth. Gene Ontology annotation, molecular function: scavenger receptor activity; low-density lipoprotein particle receptor activity; chemokine activity. The record is from RefSeq and is a predicted model, not a curated record. The transcript has 5 exons. NCBI's taxonomy places the organism in Eukaryota, Metazoa, Chordata, Mammalia, Carnivora, Hyaenidae. Bases 207 to 959 code for a protein of 250 amino acids.